AUGGGUGCUAUUGCACUCUUGGGAGCGUCUGGGGUAUCCGGAUUUGCUGUCAACCCCAAGUUGCAGGCUCGAUCAUCAAAGUCGACCAAACUGUUCGGCAUUCGCUGUGAAAAUAAAUAUUAUCAGCUGGAAGAAUUGGAAGACAAGGAUAACUGCACGACUGAGCUUUUCCUGACGGAAGAUGGGCAAGUCGAGGUUGGCAAGACGGACGGGCCUGUUUGGACCGGGGCUAUUGGACGGUGGGCUGUGAUCCCGGGUUCCAACAAUUUCAAGAUGGGCAUCACCCGUCGUUACUCUGGCGGCCAAGGAAAUACAGACAUGGGAGAGUUUUCUUAUGAGCUUCAUAGAACCUUUACAGGUGAGAUGACCAGCGUUGGAGAUUCUGUUGGCAUCACGGGAGUCAUGACAAGCCACGAUGCCUACGGAAAUGAUUCCAUAGAAGUGGGAUUCUUCAACAUGAUUGAUGGAACUGAUGUUCGUAUGGACAGGAGACCGGAUGCCCGCACGGGUGUAUCACAAUCUUAA
Molecule: messenger RNA, 525 nt
Organism: Seminavis robusta
Lineage: Eukaryota; Bacillariophyta; Bacillariophyceae; Naviculales; Naviculaceae
Source: the annotation of a GenBank genome assembly